Pomacea canaliculata is the source of this 3095-nucleotide messenger RNA. RefSeq names its product tubulin-specific chaperone E-like. The transcript has 14 exons. Bases 39 to 1652 code for a protein of 537 amino acids. NCBI's taxonomy places the organism in Eukaryota, Metazoa, Mollusca, Gastropoda, Architaenioglossa, Ampullariidae. The record is from RefSeq and is a predicted model, not a curated record. Gene Ontology annotation, molecular function: protein binding.
UUAUUUUAAAUAUAAGUUCUAGAAGCCAUCGGUAGGCCAUGGCGGCAGACGACGCAGAUUUGGUGCGUCCAGAUGGAAGUAUUCUAGAAGUUGGCGAUCGCAUACGGUGUGAUGUAAACUUUGGUACAGUCAAGUAUAUUGGGAUAGUCCCUCCAACAAAAGGUGUUUGGCUUGGUAUAGAAUGGGAUGAUCCCACUCGUGGCAAGCAUGAUGGAUCACAUGAAGGAGUACGGUAUUUUCAAACCAGUCAUCCAAAUUCAGGAUCAUUUCUGCGACCAAAGAAAGCAUGUCUGGGUAUUGAUUGUUUUCAAGCCAUUCAAAGUCGGUAUGGUAUACAAAAACAUGGCAGUGCAGGGGUCAACACUGAAACACUUUAUGUGCUGGAUGCUGAUAACAGACAAACUGUUGUGGAGAUGGUUGGAGCUGAAAAAGUAAACUUGAUGCAGAGUCAACUGAAUCGACUGCAAGAAGUGUCCAUACGGGACAUGGAUGUGUACGGCACACAGUCAGAUUGUGAAUUAUCCCAGAACACACCUUCCAUCCAGACUCUAGAUGUGUCGCGGAACUUAAUAGCAUCUUGGCCAAUGGUGGCAAAGAUCUGUCAGCAGUUACCUAAUCUGCAAUCACUUUUUCUUAGUGAAAACAAGCUUCAUGCUCCAACAUAUUCAACAGACGUGUUAAAAGCUUUUAAAGCUGUCAGAAAUUUGUACUUGAACAAAAUGUCAUCAAGCUGGCAUGAGGUAUUGCAGUGCUGCUCCUUAUUUCCUAUUUUGGAGACAUUGUACGUCAGUGCCAAUGCAAUGCAAAUGCUGGAGGAGCCACAGUGCUGUUUGCAGCAGCUUACAACGCUGAGCCUAGAAAAUAACAACAUCAGCAGCUGGGAUGAAGUUAUGAAACUUGGAAAGCUACAGCAACUGGAGACCUUGGUGAUUACAGACAAUCCCAUAGAAAGGAUAUAUUUUCCUGAUGUACCUUACAGAAAGAAGUCUCAACUUUUUCCCAAGCUGAAACAUCUGUACAUAACUUUGAACAAAAUUUCAGAUUGGGCAUCAAUCAAUGAGCUCAACAAGCUUCAGAACCUUGAAGACCUUGGCUUUGGGAGCUUGCCUCAUCUGGGAGCUGCAGAGACAGUUAGAGAGAUUGUCAUAGCAAAGAUUGGCAAUCUCACUCGAUUUAACAGGACUGAUGUUAAUGAACAAGAGAGAAAAGGUGCAGAGAUUGACUACCUGAAAAAAUUUGGACCAGACUGGCUAAAGGCAGGAGGCAACCAGGAUUCAUCAAAAGAUAAUCCAGAUAUAGAAUUCCAAGCACAGCAUCCACGUUUUUGUCAUCUUGUUAGCAAAUGGGGUGCUCCUGAAAACUCCGAAAUGGUACAGCAGUCACUAUCAUUGAAAGACAACCUUAUCACAAUAAAAAUUUUCAGUCCACAGGACCCUGAGAAGGGAGUAAUGGAAAAGAAAUUACCUUCUACAAUGUCAGUCCAGAAGCUGAAGACUUUGAUUCAACGGAUAUUUCGGCUAGACAAAGACUUUACACUGUCAUACAUUAGUCAUAAGAUGCAAGGACCAGAGAUAGAAUUUGACAAUGAGUUGAGGCAGAUCUCUUUUUACUCGGUAGAAAAUGGGGACACAAUUCAAGUAAAGUGGCGGUGAUGUGUGCACUUUUAGAAAGUGUGAGCAGUUGCAAUUGCUAAGACAUUAGUUUCUCUCUUUUUUUGUCACUGAUGGGGUUUUAAGAUUGUACCAAAUGUGUUCUGCGUUUGAGAGUAGCACAUGAACUUCAUUAUGUUUAAGCAAUGAAAAGAAAGUUUGUAACAGAUUUUUUUAUUUUUAUUUUACUUGACUUCAUUUGCACAGAUGCAAUUAUAGUACAAGGCUACCUUGAGUAGACCAAAAUCAUCCAAAUGUUAAUAUUUUUAACAACCAUGAAGUCACAGCAUAGAUCAGAACACUGGCCAUUUAUGACUUCAUGAUUUGCUACAUUAAUUUCAUGCUCCUUUGAAAACUAAAUUCUUAGUGUGCCAUGUGCAAAUAGUGACUGAGAGAGCGACAGCAGCAUGCAGAAUCGUUUGAUGUUCCAGCUCUUAAACAAGUUAGGAAUAGUGUCCUUUUUCUUCCUUAUCAUUGUGGAAAUGUGUGUAUACAUGUGAUGAUUGUUGGCUUGUGUGCAUGCAUGCACAUCUGUGCAUGCAUGCACAUCUGUGCAUGAGGCUGUAUGUACAUGCAACUGUGCAAGCAAUUUAAAAAAAAACAAUUAUUAUGUUUUCCUGUGUUUCUUUACAACCAUGCUGUGUUGAAAUCUCGAAAGAACUUAAAUAAAAAAAGAUAAAUGAACUACUUUUACCUCAUUUUAAUUUUAACCUAUUAUUAUUUUUUGCUUUUUAAAUAUAACUUUAUGUUUUGCAUAUAAAUUUAUUAAUAGUUAAAUAUGAAAUUAAAUUGAAUUAUGCUUAUCAUAAAAUGUUAAAAUUAUUAAAGCUUCUUAAAAAAAAACCUUCCCCACAGUCUUGGGGUGCUAAUAUUGACAAAGGAUUCAGAAGCAGUUCUCUUCCCCUAAUCCUUCAUGCAUUUAAUUCAUGCUUGCUACGGUGCUCUUUGUUUGCUGAUGCUUGUGUUUCUUGUUUAGUUGACUCACAGUUCAUUAUGGAGCCUUUCAUGUGCAGCAAAUUGAGCUGGCAUACACAUGAGGAAAUGCACUUUACAAAUUCAGUUAUCAUCCUCCUCCUUUGUAACAUAGAAAAUGUAGAAAUAUAUCACAGCAAAGUACAUGCAACUAUUUAUGGCUGUGUCAUCCUAGGGAUAUGCACCAACCAAUUAAUUGACUCAUUUUGCAUGCUCCCAGCCCUAAAUGGAUUUCCACCGUGAACUCUUCAUUCUAGCAUGAUUUUAUUGUCAGCUUUUGUCUACUACUUCAUUAUGACAAGACUUUUUUGAUUCAGGAAUUCACGUAUUAUUUUGUUAUUUUGCAUCGGUAUAGGGAAAUAUUGAAACACUUGUUCAAGGACUGUGAUGCACCUGUGAUUAAGUACUGCUGCAGGUUUGUGUCUGUGUUUCCAGUGCUUCAGGAGCAUAAAUAAAAUGUUUUGCUGAUUCACA